GACUGCAAACAACCCACCAGCCUGUAUUAUGCCCAUGGUAACAAAGCAAGCGAAAUGGCAGAUGUAAACCCCAAGAGGGCAUCUCAGUUCUUGCAAAAAUGUAUUAAGCCAGAGGACAACGGAGGGGACGCACAGCCCAAAGAGGAGGUACUAGAAGAGCCGUCUCUGCCUGUUAUCACUCAAUCCUACCCUCAGACAGUGCAAGAGGAAAUAUCGAUGGUGUUCAACACCUACAACAUGGCAGCCAACCUCGGUCCAGCCUCCAGGAGGAAGAGGGAGAAAGGUGCGAAUCACGAUGGCACAAGCACCUCCCUCUAUGUUGACCGCCGCAAGUCCAAGGUGUGGAACUAUUACACCAAGCUGGGAGAUGCCUAUGUCGAGUGCAACGUGUGCAAGAAGCAGCUCUCCUUUCACAACAGCACCACCACCAUGCGGGAGCACCUGGUGAGGAAGCACAGCAUUCGCGAUACUUUGCUCUCGCAGCUGAAGGAUGACCAGGCUUCCGAGUCUGACUGCAUGGCUCAGGAGAACAUGAUAAAGAGGUCCCGGCAGAUGACACCGGAAAACUACCUGUACCAUGCCGCGUCCUGCUCGGAACCAAGGACUGAUGUGAUUCUGGAACUGGUGCUUGAGAUGAUAUUUCGUGACCUCCAUCCUCUUUCCGUGGUGAAAGACAAGGGUUUUGGCCUCCUCAUCGGGUAUCUAGAGCCCAAUUUUACCCUCCCAUCUCCUAUUCAGCUCUCCAGCAUGCUGUGGCAUAGAUACAAUGUGGUGAAGCAGCACCUGGAGCGCUAUUUGCAAACAGCCCAGUCCAUAGUCAUCUGCGUGGAGUUCUGGGUGUCCCAGCCCAACCAGACAUACUUGACAAUCACGGCCAACUUCAUCGACGGGGAGUGGCGCCGGGCAAGAUGUAUCCUGGAAACCCAGCCAGUGCAUGAGACUAAAGGGGAGGGCGAUUUAGGGGAGAAGCUCUUCAGCAUCCUGACAGAGUUUGGGUUGUCGAACAAGUCCAUUUUCUGCGUGAUGCACGACAGCCUGCAGAACACAGUGAUGAAUUCGCAGCCGCUCAAGAGGGCUUAUGGCUGGACCAGCCUGUGCUGUGCUGCCCACACUCUGCACCUGUGUAUCAAGGCAGGGCUGGAGGUCGAGCAGGUGCAAGAGGCUCUGACUGCUGCCCGGGGCAUCGUGAGCUACUUCCAACAGGAUGCGAAAGCCACCUGCUCGCUGAACAGCAAGCUGGAAGCGAUCAACAAGACCAAGUUGAAGCUGGUGAUGGAUGUGGGUUCUCGCUGGAUAACUACCAUUGAGAUGUGCGAGAGCCUCCUGGACCUCAAAUGGGCGAUCAUGUCCCUGCUGGAGGAACAUCCCAAAGGGACGUUGGCUGUGCAGAACUUAGCUGACCACCAGUGGAAGCUCUUGCAGGACCUGGUGCCGGUCAUGAGGACGAUUAAGAUCGCCACAUCAUUCUUGCGUGAGGAGCAGAACAUCUCCAUCUCUUCUCUGAUGCCUUGCAUCCACGGUAUCGUCGCUGCCAUUGGGCAGCAGUUAGAAGAGUCCAGCGACGUCAUCAAGAUGGUGGUAGGCAAUAUAAGGUCAGAGCUGAUGCAGCGCUGGAGUAUAUCAGAGGAUGAGAAGGUGCUGGAAAGCCCUGCGAUUAUUGCCUCGUUUCUAGACCCUCGUUUCAAGGAGAUGAGGUUCCUGAGUCCCAACCUGAGGAGUGAGCUGCAUAAGAGAGUCAAAAAUAUGCUGUCGGAGGUCUUCAACCACCAGUCCCCGCCUUCUACCCAGUUCUGGGUGCCGAACUCAGAUUACAAAGCAGAGGUAGGAGAAGCAGGGGGCCAGCUGUCUGCUCAUAAAGACAGAGGCCCAAAUGGCCAGUCCCAGAGCAUGUAUGACAUCCUUUUGGGAAAAGAUCCAACGGAGAGCAUGCCUGAAAUCCAUCAGCAACUGGAGAACUACAUCGUGGAACCUCUCUGCAAACGCAGCACCAACCCCCUGGACUGGUGGAAAACCAAUGAGCACCGCUUCCCCGCUGUGGCGAGAUUAGGCAGGCAGUACCUUGCCAUACCAGCCACUGUUGUGCUGCCAGACCAGGCCUUUGCUGCCAACGAGAGCACCCUGGAGCAUCGGAGAGCAGUCCUCACUCCUGAAAAUCUGGACCAAAUUCUGUUCUUGCACCAAAAUUUUGAUUUUUUAGAAUCAAUGAGAAACAGUAAUGAGAUGCGGGGCAGAAAUCUGCAUGCCCAGUAUUAAAAUGCAGUGGGGGUGGGGCUGAGUACAGAGGUGAUGUAUAACAGUGUUUAACGCUUCCCUACCUUCUCGGUGGAAUUUUGGAAAGGUGUCUGCCUAACUUCAUUCCCAUUGAAAUUAUCCUUUGAUGUCAACAGAAGCAGAGUUAAGCCAAUGCUGAGUGUUUUCAAAAUCCUCCCUACAUGUACAACACUGGUUUUGUAACCACUUUGUGAUAGUUUCAUCCAACUCAAAUACAAUACAAUUCCAGAGCGGAAAGAAAAUGUUAAGUUCUACCAAUUUGGACUUCUUAGCAUCACCUCUGAAUUUGGCCCUAGGGCGUGCUAGUAAAAUCCUAAAGGAUAUACAAAUUCUCAUUGUAGCAACCUUUUUACAAAACAAAGGUCAAAUAUAUUAAUAUAUGUAAAUGUUAAGACUGUUCACUGCUGCAUGGAUCCUACUACUACAUAGUCAAAAGCUGUGAGUUUUUAUGAAACAGGCCACUGUUCACUAUUUUGAGAUGUUAUUUAAGUUGCACUGAUGUUAAAAGUUUCAGUCCUCAGAGCUACUCUCCUCUUCACCAACAGGUUGGUCCUGGUAACAGAGAGAAGCAGAUGGAAUUUGUCCACUUAGGGCAGCCCUUAACACAUCAUCCAUUGGGUCACUAGACUGGAGGACAGAUCCUGUCUGUUGCCAGUUUUCAGAGGGUGCAUGGCUUGGUUGAGAGGCGAGAGAGCAGAAAAGCCCCCAGAAGUUCCACAUAAAGGGCCAGAGCCUCAGCUGGUACAACACAUCAAUGGAGCUUUGCCAAUUUACAUCAGCUGAUGACCUGGCCCGUAAACUUGAUUCUUCACUCACACACCAGUUUUAAAGCCAUGUAACUAUCUUCAAUGGAGAUACUCCUGACUUACACUGGUCUAAGCGGCUGAAGAAUUGGAUCAUAGUAAUUUUGCAUCAGUUUAAUUAAAGUCGGGUUUAAACUGCUUCAAGCCCCUGCGUGGACACUCUUAAUUUAGUUUAAACUGGUUUAUAUCAAUUUAACUUGCGUUGGUAAAUUUACAGGCACAAGCUAAAUCAAUAUGACCAGUUUUAAAUCAGUACAAGGGUAUCCACAGGGUUUGCACCUGUUUAACUAAACCGGUUUUUAACCUUUUUUUAGUUAAACCAGUGAAACUUGUGUGUGUAGACAAGGCUUGGGUGAGUGACAGGGCUUCAAAGUGAAGAGCACCUUGAGAUGAAUGGAGGCAAGUCAUGCCAAUGCACUGUUCGAGGCCUUCUGUUUGCACGCUCAGAAGACAGCUGGUCAUAUUUUAAGGGUUUCCUUUGCAGUUGUAAGGCUAGAAAGCUUUCUUUCAUUGUAGCGGGGUGGUCACCCUGCUCCCGACUUGGAGGGCUUAAAACAGCCCAUGGAGAGGGCUGUAGCGGCGAGGGGGGGAAGCUAGGCUGAUUGGGGGAAGCAGCUGCAGCUGGGGCCACGCCCCAAUCAGGCCACAGCUGGCCCUAUAAGAGGGCUGAGGGCCAGUGAGUGAGACACAAACACUCUCUCAAGGACCCGGCUGCCUGGGAAGCUGAGGCGGGUACUUAGGGUGCA
This is a messenger RNA of Terrapene triunguis (Three-toed box turtle), 3820 nucleotides long. RefSeq names its product zinc finger BED domain-containing protein 1-like. Gene Ontology annotation, molecular function: protein dimerization activity; DNA binding. The transcript is spliced from 3 exons. The coding region runs from base 55 to 2253 and encodes 732 amino acids. The record is from RefSeq and is a predicted model, not a curated record. NCBI's taxonomy places the organism in Eukaryota, Metazoa, Chordata, Testudines, Emydidae.